GUUCUUUGUUAAACAGGCUGGCAGGUGCAAAGACUGCAGCAGAAAAUGCGGAGCUGGAAGGUCUACAUCAAUCAGUAGAAAGAAAAGCACCUUCAUGGGAAAUAAGGAAGGUUUGAUGGCUUCACCAUGGGUCUAGCUAAUUUAAUAAAGAAGGUAUCUGCAAUGAUGUUAUGCAUUACAUCAAAUGUUUCAGGUAUUUCCCUUGUUCAAUUUCCUGGUAUAGUUGUGGUAAAACCAGCUCCAGUCUUCCUGGUGGGUUCAAACAUUUCGAUCACCUGUGUUUCCGGGAAACAACAUUGCAGUAUUGAUGAAUUUAAACUCGUUAUUAAUAAAGAGAAAGUACAAAUGAAGCGCUUUAAUAAUACAUCGGCUCAUUACUGGAUGAACAACGUUACGACCCACGACCUCAUAAUACACUGCUAUGUUGAAUGCGUUGAUGGGACCAAUAUGCUAGUGUGUCGAGAAAACCUUCAAUCUGGUUAUCCCCCAAGUCAGCCAAGUGAUCUGAAGUGUGUAUGGAGACACAACUACAUGCAGUGCAGCUGGAUAGCAGGGAAACAGACGUUUCUUGUGACAAAAUACACCCUUCACAUCCAAAGUGUGAAAACAGGUGAAGAACAGAGAUUUUCAGCAGAAUCCAGAGCCAGCAUUGUCACUGUCCCAGGACAUCAUCUUCAAGAAGCCUUGAAAUACAAGGUUUGGGUGGAAGCUCUGAAUGCAUUAGGAAAUGCAACAUCCAAGGAUUUAGCCUUUGAGCUCAAUGAUAUAGCGAUGCCUGACACUCCGAAAAUCAUAAAAGUUGAAUUUAUAAACAAUUCUGCAUCCAAGACCAUUAUUCAUUGGAAAAAUUCAACACCAAGUGCAAAGUAUGAUUUUGAAGCAAAAUAUAAAAUAAAAUCUGAUCCAGAAGUCAACUGGACUCUGGUAGCUAAAAAUGAUAUAAUUGGGCAUUUAUGCUAUCUCAACCACUGUGAGCCCUCCAGGGAAUAUGAGUUUCAGAUCCGCCGCAAAUAUGUUCAAGGCAGUAAGCAGUGGAGUGAAUGGAGCAGCUCAUUUAUCACCAUAUCCCCUGAGGCAGAACCAGCAGGAGUUUUGGAUGCAUGGAAUUUACGUGAGUCAGUUGAUCUGAACAAACAUGGAAGAAUAUUCAUUUACUGGAAGCCUCUCCACCAUCCUCAGGAAACCAGGGGAAUUAUUCUCGGUUAUCAUAUUUAUCAUGAACAAAACGGACAGAAAAAGAUCAUCCAGAUGUGUAAUGCAUCUGCAACCCGGUACAUCUGGCGAACACCAUGGGUACCAGACACUAUCUUUGUGACUGCAUUUAACUCCAAGGGAAACUCUCCACCCACUGUGCUCCACAUAGGAGAAGCAAAACUAAUGGCUCCCAGAAACCUUAAGGUGUUACCUGCUGGAGACUCUGGAAUAUUUGUCAAAUGGGAACCGCCGGAUGAAACCAGUGAACCAGUGCUGGCUUAUGUAGUCGACUGGAUCGAGGUAGCUGAGAGCAACAAGGAGCUGCUUGAUUGGAAAAGGCUGCCUUGGGAAAAUCACUCAUUGUUUAUGGGACAAACUUCCUCACCUCAGGAAUUUCUAAUAUCAGGAAAAAGCAUUAUGCCAAGGAAACGCUACAAUAUAUCUGUUACUGCAGUUUACCAGAAUGAACGAGGAAGAUCGUGUUUAGCCCAGGGAUAUUCAGUAGAAGGAAAACCUACAAUAGGACCAGAUGUGUUACUGAUGAAAUUUGAUGGAAGCCAAGUGCAAGUAAAAUGGGAGGAGAUUCCACUUGAAAGCCGGCAAGGGUUUAUCACCGGUUAUACAAUAUACGUAGAAAAGGGUUCAGAUGGAUCCAAUCUUGUUCAGUAUAAUGUCACCAAUGUUGCUGCAAGGACCUACUGGCUGACACUUGAAUUGGACACAGUUUACACCAUUCAUAUGACUGCCACAACAGCGGCUGGAGAAGGGGCGAUGGGAGCAAGGACACCCAUCAAACUUGACUAUCAUGGCAUUGCCCUUCCACUGCAGCUCAGCCUGGGAAUAAGCAUUCCAUCAGCCUUCCUUUUAGCUCUGACACUUGCAAAAUCAGUCAGGCAAAGAAUUAAAACAAUGUGCAAAGUGCUCUUGCCUGGCUGGGUUCAUGAAGAAUUUCCAGACGUGGAGAACAGCAAAGUGGCUAAAGAACUCGAGAAGAAAAAUGAUUUCCCCUUUCCAUAUUCUCCAAUGCAUCCGAUGUACAACGAUCCACCAAUCAUAGAGGUGCAGGAAGCUUUGUUACCAAAAAUCAACAUAAACCCAACUCAGAUCUUGCAUGAAACUUCUAAGCAACAAAGAGACCAAGGAGGUUUGGAUAAUCAAGAACUGGACACUCCAGAAGUUUUAAAUGUUGAUCAAUGUCAAGUAAAUGAGGAAGAAGCUGAAACUGUUGGGUACAAGCCUCAAAUCUCUACUUGUCAUGUGCCAACUUUAUCACAUAAUGGAGACCAAGCAAUUCAAAAGGAUGAGAUAAAUCAAGUAAAGGAAUACAAAGGCUUCAACUUACCAGUGUUUCACAGAACAGCUGAUAUUUCCACCAAUGGUAAUAUGAACAUCGAUUUGAACUCAAGCCAAAAUGUUGAACAAGACAAUUUAAAGUACUUGCUUAAGAUGGAAGAGGCUCACUUUGCACUUGGAGAGCAUCACAGAAUAUAUGUCACUGAAGACUCAUUUCAAGAGCAAACUCUACUACCGGAUGAAUUUAUUGAUUGUUUACUGCACCUGGAAGAACCAUCCACUGAUAUCAAGUCUUACUUCCCCCAGAUUGUGGCUAUUCAGUGACACUCCUUAAACGCACCAAAUUCCAUUCCUUACCUCAAGACCCAAGAAGCUAGAUUACUUCUGUAAGUUGUUGAAAUAUGUAUGGGCCAUUUCACUUGAGUUGUACUCUUAGAAAUUUAAAU
Messenger RNA from Amblyraja radiata (thorny skate), 2933 nucleotides. RefSeq names its product interleukin-23 receptor-like. The coding region runs from base 127 to 2811 and encodes 894 amino acids. Lineage: Eukaryota; Metazoa; Chordata; Chondrichthyes; Rajiformes; Rajidae. Gene Ontology annotation, molecular function: cytokine receptor activity; protein binding. The record is from RefSeq and is a predicted model, not a curated record. Gene Ontology annotation, cellular component: membrane. The transcript is spliced from 16 exons.